AAAAAAAUGUUGUGUGAUUGUGUCCUGUGAGCUGUGAUCUCUCUACACUCGCUAGAUUCAAUUCAGUUUGUCUUCAGAGAACCAAACUCAAACUCACAAGUCUCCUCUGUGUUUUCUUAGGUGGAGAAGAAGACAACGAAGAACCGGCGCACCGCACACCUUUCUCUUUCUCUGUUUCUCAGACUGAAAUUCUUGUACUGGCAUAACAGAAGGUAUGGCUGUACAAGGUGAUUCUGGAUUUUCUAAAGGGUUCUCUGAUAAUGCACCAUACAUCAAUGCUGAGAAUAUGCAGAAUAACAUGAAAGUUAUAUAUUACAGCCGCACAUUCAUGUCAAUAGUUGGAGGAGUUAUUGCUGGGAUUUUAGGGUUCACAGGGCUCACUGGGUUUAUCUUCUACCUUCUGGUGAUGGCUGUUACUUCAGUGGGCCUCACAGCCAAAGCCAAGUUCUCAAUUCAUUCUUACUUUGAUGGCUGGAAUCGGGUUUUACUUGAUGGCUUCUUGGGUGGCCUUAUGUCAUUUGUGCUGUUUUGGACAUUUGCGUACGAUAUUGUGCACAUUUUUUGACCGACUAUCCUACAAAAGAAUCUCGGAUGUAUUGCUGCUACUGCUGCUGAACUACUAUCAGUUCUCGUGCAUUUUCCAUAUUCUGAAGUCCUUAUGGGAAUCAAGGGCUUUUUAUUAAUACCCUAGCUCUAUUUUAUUAGUUUCGUUUUCCUUUUUUAAGGGAACUUUGAGCUCAAAAUUUUUCUUGUUACACUCAUGGUCUUUUUAAUUAUUUUUUUUUAUAGUAAAUGUAUCAAAAUUAGACAAGGGAGUAUUUGUUUAGGAUUUGGGUAAACAAUAACUUAAAUCCCAUGGAAAAUUGUUUAAUA
Molecule: messenger RNA, 873 nt
Organism: Amaranthus tricolor (Joseph's coat)
Lineage: Eukaryota; Viridiplantae; Streptophyta; Magnoliopsida; Caryophyllales; Amaranthaceae
Exons: 5
Coding region: 215-565 (116 amino acids)
Biological process (GO): protein folding in endoplasmic reticulum; autophagosome assembly
Cellular component (GO): endoplasmic reticulum; EMC complex; membrane
Source: RefSeq, a predicted model, not a curated record